UGCACUGUCACAUGUAGUUUUAUGUCGGGCUACUUUCACUAUCGCAAGACUCAUCGGCAUCGAAUCGCCGGUUAGAAUCUGCGUAGGAGGUCUACGAAUCUGAGACAACUCUUAAAUUCUCACGUUAGUCAAGUAGAAUUUGACUUAAAGAGAAUCACCAGAUAUGGAGCAAUUAUUUUAUGGUGGAGCCAUGGUUGGAAUGUUGCCCCAUGAUGCGCAAGAUAUGAGCUUGCUGAGAGAAAUCCCAGAUAAUCAAGAGGUGUUUGCACAUGCCAAGACUGAUCAAAGUAUCAUCAUUGAAAUCAUGGAGUAUGUUCAGGAGCCUGAUGAAGUAGCACUAAGAAUUCACUUUGAGGAACUUGCUGAAAGUAAUGAUGCUUCUGGUUGUGAAAAGAGUUGUAUCCAGGCAGCUGGUGUUUUGGACCUCAGCCAGAUUUCCUUAAAAGAAUGCAAGAGUGUGUACUGGCUUACUGGACAGCAGCUUGUGUCAAAGUUCAAAGAAUCUGCUCUGAACAACGUUAAUAUUCACAUGGUUCUUUUCCGUUUACCAACGUUUAUGAGUGACAUUCUUGUCACCUUUAACGACCCUAUAAAUGUGAAUCCUGAAAGCAGCAGUCACCAUCCAAUGUCCACAGAAACAGUUCCAUGGACAAUGGAAAACUUUUGGACUCUAAUCAACUCUCUGACAUUAUUAGACUCAGGGCUGUUUGGCGAAGACAGAUCUUCAUAAUGUUUUAUAGGCCUGGCAAUUUUAGAAUACUGUCUUCAAAUACUAGAAAUGUUCUACAUGCAAAUUCACAAAAGUCACCAUAACUCAUCUUAAAGGAAGUAUACAGUUUAUUGUACAACUGUAUUUUGCAAGUCACUAGCUCAUCUUAAAGAGGUGCAUACAGUUUGUUGCACAUCCACAUUACAGCUGUUACCAUAUUUUUUACUUUCCUUCCCACCUGUAAUUUUCUAUCUAUCAAGUUUAAGAAAAUUGAACAGUUCUGCUCUGUCUGUACAUAUUUGCAUGUGUGUGUGGACCUGGUUUUGUAGGGUGGUGGUGGUGGAUAUGUAUUAUAAGAUGCGAGUACAAUUUAAUGAAAGCUAAAAUAUAAUAAAGUAUUUUUAAUAA
Pomacea canaliculata is the source of this 1117-nucleotide messenger RNA. RefSeq names its product ran guanine nucleotide release factor-like. Bases 164 to 730 code for a protein of 188 amino acids. Gene Ontology annotation, biological process: protein import into nucleus; regulation of sodium ion transmembrane transporter activity; regulation of membrane depolarization. Lineage: Eukaryota; Metazoa; Mollusca; Gastropoda; Architaenioglossa; Ampullariidae. The record is from RefSeq and is a predicted model, not a curated record. Gene Ontology annotation, molecular function: sodium channel regulator activity; small GTPase binding; transmembrane transporter binding. Gene Ontology annotation, cellular component: nucleus. The transcript is spliced from 6 exons.